Messenger RNA from Penaeus chinensis, 2274 nucleotides. Its product is annotated as zinc finger protein OZF-like. The transcript has 2 exons. NCBI's taxonomy places the organism in Eukaryota, Metazoa, Arthropoda, Malacostraca, Decapoda, Penaeidae. The record is from RefSeq and is a predicted model, not a curated record. Bases 94 to 372 code for a protein of 92 amino acids.
UGGUAUUUACCUGCACUGCACUGAGCCUAAGUAACAGGUGUGUUGGACAUCUGACUCUGCAACUACCACCGCAGUUUUACGACUUUUCAUAGGAUGAUGUCACAAUGUUAUUACUUUUUUGGCCUAUUUCCUGCCUACGAGACAAGAGAUAAGUUCAGGAUCAUGCGCAGCUUUGAGCCCCUGCCGUGCCCCAUCUGCCAGCGCUCCUAUAGCUCCCCGGGCAACCUCAAGCAGCACCUGGAGAACAUUCACAUGUCAAGCAAUGAGCUGAACUUUGAAUGUCGCAUCUGUGGCAAUAAAUUCAAGAGCAAGUGGUAUCUGCACAAGCACCUUCACCGUGCCCAUCACAUACGUGGCCGCAAGGAAACCUAGGUGGCUUCCUUUGCCUUAAAUGUGUGUGUGAUCUGCAAACACCAUCCUUCUCCCGCUUUCCCCCACUCCCCCUUUCCUUCCUUCCCUCUUUCCCAUACCCCUAUAUGACUCAUAAAACCAUAAGUGAUGAUGGUUUGUUGACGGUGGCUCUGUUUCAGUACCUACAACCACCCAUCCACUUGUGAUCCUAACAUAAUGUUUAGUGGUGUCUUUUGUGAGUGCAUGCUGUACAACACUAGAAGAAAUAAAAGCUGUGUGCAGCAUUACAGCCAUAGGAGGGGAAUCACGGAAUCAGUGUUGGCAAUAGUUCCCCCUUCUAGGAUUUCCCACAAGUUGUGUGACCAUGAUUUGUGUAUGGGUACAUGUUGGUACUUUUGCAUCUCUGUGCCACAGAAAAAAAAAAGGAAAAAACAAAUAAUCAUCUUUUUGAUAUGGUCUACUAUGAUGAAGAGAAAUUAUAGUAACUAUUCUUGGCAUGUAUCACUUCAUACUUACAGAUGAUGCAGUUCAGAACUAGCAUUUGUUCCGAUGUGUCAUCUGUGAGCACAAAAUCAAGGAAGGUUACGUGACUACCGGUGAAAAGAUUAGACCUGCCAGUUUUUAAGAAAGAUAUAUUUAUUACAUAUAGUACAGUAUAUAAACACAGUUGCACAUUGACCUUGUAAAUGUAAUUGCUUGAUAUAUGUUUUCAAACUGUUCAUGCAGCUUUCUCCGAGUAUCCAAGUUGCUUGAAGCUGCCUGAAUAUGGGAUGCCACUAUGAAGUCUAGUGAUUUAAUAGGCAUACAAAGCAUAUUGUCUCCAUCCAAAGAGCCCCUUGUACACAAAUCAUGCAAUAACCCUUUUAAUGUGAAGGAGUAAUUUGAGGGCCAAAUAUUAAAAAGGACUAGUAUGAGUGAUUUAAUCAUGGUUAUGCAUGAUAAGAUAUAUAUAUAUACACACAUUUUGUUGAAUGAUGUCAGGUUUGAUUGGUGAGUUUGAAUAGUACAGUAUGAUUACCAUGUUUAUAUAUAUAUAUAUAUAUAUAUAUAUUUUUUUUUUAUACAUGUACAUGCACUCAUAUAUGCUGGACAUUUACAUUGAGCCAUAUAUAUACACACACAUCAGCACAAUUGCUUAUUUAUCUUAAAUACAAGAUUCUUUGGAAUGAAGCAAUGGCUUCAUUUACAAGAUAUUUUAUUAUUGUUUCUUUCUUAAGCUCAAUUUACACAUUGGCUUGGAGCAUAAGUGGGAUGUCCAUGACGAGACAUUUCUUAUAGUACUCUUUGGUGGGUAAAGCAGUUGGCAUAUUGACUGAUUACUGACCAACCUAAGUGCCUGAUCACCAAUUUGCCGUUAGUCACUGUCUUUGUUGGUGGAUUGGGCAGUUCCCAGGUCAUCAGUAUGUUAACCAUUGCCUUUUUCUGUCUGCCAUAUUUCUGGCAAUAACUGCAAGCCAGUUUGCCUUCCUGAUCAAACAAAAUGUGUUAGAGGUUUGAAGGUCGCUAGUGAGUGACAAAGUGAAUGGGCAGUGCAAGCAAUACAGCGCAGAUGUCAUACUAGCGCGGUGACCUUCUCGAGUCAGCCCAGUCUUGGUGCUGCAGUAAGCUUGAGGGCCAUGACAGGGAAAGCAAUCCACAUUCCUCUGCUUAUCACAGAGAGGGAAGCAUCAAGCAAAAGUUUUCCAUGGCCAAAACUGGAUGCAAACAUGGGCCCAUAUAGUAGAAGGUCCUUGCAUUACUGCACAGCUCGCCAAAACUACAAAUGAUGGAUUUUCCAACUCAUACCUGCUAGUCAAUAGUAGUAGUCCAGUAGUUUACAGGUGCUUUCACACACACACACACCACACCACACCACACCACACCACACCCUCCCCUCCCCAUACACCCCAUACCCUCCCCCUACACCCCAUACCCUCCCCCACA